This is a messenger RNA of Hypanus sabinus (Atlantic stingray), 3218 nucleotides long. RefSeq names its product StAR-related lipid transfer (START) domain containing 4 (gene stard4). Gene Ontology annotation, molecular function: cholesterol transfer activity; cholesterol binding. Bases 226 to 912 code for a protein of 228 amino acids. Gene Ontology annotation, biological process: cholesterol transport involved in cholesterol storage; cholesterol import; intracellular cholesterol transport. The record is from RefSeq and is a predicted model, not a curated record. The transcript has 7 exons. Gene Ontology annotation, cellular component: endoplasmic reticulum; cytosol. Lineage: Eukaryota; Metazoa; Chordata; Chondrichthyes; Myliobatiformes; Dasyatidae.
GUUGGCUUUCUAGUGGAGAGGUUGUGGAGACAUGUUGUUAAGACCUCAAAGUCAGCAAACAGAAAGUGCAGCGAAAAGCAGAUAAAAGACUUCUAAUAUUUUAAGUUGGUAUACUAUAAUCUAUACCUCGUCCCAGCUUUGGUGGAGUGAAGAUUGCGAGAACCUUGUGAUUGGAUGGGGUAGAGCUGUCAAUCACGUGACGCGGUACCGGUCGGAGCGUGAGUGAUGAGCGCUGGAAACAACGGGAGCUUUGACAUCGAUACCCAGAAAAAGAUUUUAGUGGAAAUGGAACCUUUACCAGAUGCACAAAAACUAGCUACAGAAGUUGAAAACAUUCUUGUUAAUUAUUACAACAUUGGAAAUGAUGAGUGGAGAAUUGCAAAGAAAACGAAAGAUGUAACUAUUUGGCGGAAACCCUCGGAAGAAUUUGGGGGAUUUCUCUACAAAACUCAAGGAAUGGUGAAAGAGGUUCCCAACAGAAUAGUGGAUUUCAUUCGACCUGGCCCAUAUAGAUUAGACUGGGACAGUCUGAUGACCUCUUUGGACAUCGUUGGGAAAUUUGAACAGCAGGGUUGUUGUUUGAUGCAUUACACUACAGCAGGACAAUUAUGGAAUGUGAUUGCCCCAAGAGAAUUCAUUGACUUCUCCUAUACCACAGAUUACCAGGAUGGGCUGCUGACUUGUGGAGUCAGUGUUGAAUAUGGGGAGAGACAAGAGAGGUUUGUUCGUGGAUUUAAUCACCCAUGUGGAUGGUUUUGCAUUCCUAUGAAGAGUGACUCUGACCACAGCCUCUUAACUGGUUUCAUUCAGACUGACCUACGUGGAAUGCUGCCACAAACAUUGGUGGAUUCUGCAAUGGGAAAUUCAUUAGUCAAUUUCUAUAAUGACCUCCGGAAGGCUUUACAAACUUAAGCUUUACUUAAGAUUUUAAAAAUACUUAUUUUCUAAUUAUUUAUGCAAUCAUCCUACUAUGUUACAGAGCUCAGGUUGGUAAUAAGUGCAAUAUUUGUUGGCAGUGGCCAGUCUUAUUGCGUUUCCUCAUUUAAUGUUUGAGCUGUAUGUACAAAUAAAAUAAUACAACUUCAAUGGAGCCAUUAGAAAUAUUUACGGGUAAUAGAUUUUAACUUUAAACUUGAUAUUCUGCAUUCAAAUAUCAUAAUCUGUUGAAAAAUUUAACUAUGGUAGUUUUAACAAAUCAGGAAGAUUUGUUUAGAUUGCAGAUUGAAGACUGAAUGUUUCCAUAAGGUACAGUUCUAGAACAUUUAUAAAAAUGGCACAAUAUGGUUUUAUUUGGAGCCAAUGGGAGCAUAUUUUUAAUGAAUGGACUAUAUCUUGCAAAUUCCAUGUGUAAAUAUAAUUCUCAUACUUUUGGUGAAAAUGUGCAUAUAAACACUGUACAAUUCCUGCGAUUGUAUGUAAAGCAUCGACUUAACUAGUUGAUUUCCCUGGUGGCUUUAAGCUUCUAAAUCAGAUCCACUUCUGGAAGAGGUGGGGUUUUGGAUUCUGGCACAAAGUCAGAAAGAAGUUUGGGUAUCCUACUUUGAAAUUGUAGGAGAGGAUACCCAAGGAAAGAAAUGGAUCACUGGCAAACCCCACCUCCAUCAAAUACUCAGCUUAGAAAACAUCUGCAAAAUGCUGAGAAAUCUGAUCCAUUGGUAUCGGUGUUAAUUUAUCUGGCAGACUCUUCAUUAUGACUGGGAACACAUAAGUGGAGAGUUUUUUUUUGAAGUUCAAGUUUAAAGUAAAUUUAUUAUCAAAGUACAUACCGUAUGUGUCACCAUAUGCAACCCAGAAAUUCUUUUUCCUGUGGGCAUAGUAAGUCCAAUUACCAUAAUAGAAUCAAAGAAAAACUGCACUGCUGAAAUGACAAACUGUGCAGAUAUAAAAAAUAAUUAAAAUAAUAAAGAUUGAGAAUGUGAGAUGAUGAGUCCUUGAAAGUCAGUCCAUAGGUUGAGAGAACAGUUCAGUGCUGGGGCAAGUGAAGUUGUCCCCUCUGGUUCAAGUGUGUGAUGGUUGAAAGGUAAUAAUUGUUCUUGAACCUGCUGGUAUGAGCCUUGAUAUUCCUGUACCAUGUUCUGAUGGCAGAUUUGGGAAGAAACAUAGCCUGAGUGGUGGUAUCCUCGAUGCUAGACGCUGCUUUUCUGUGACAGUGCUCUGUGUAGGUGUGCUCAGUGGUGGGGAGAGCUCCACCAUGUGGUCUGGGCUGUAUUCACUAUUUUUUAAUAUAGAUUUUUCUGUUCAAGGACAUUGCUGAUUCCAUAACAGGUUGAUGUAGCCAGUCAAUAUACUCUUCACCACACUUCUAUAAAAAUUUGACAGUUUUAGAUGUCAUGCUGAAUUUUUGCAAGCUUCUAAGACAUACUGCCGUGCCUUCUUUGUAAUUACACUUAUGGGCCGGUCCCAGGGCAGGUCCUCUGAAAUGAUAACACCAAGAAAUUUAAAGUUGCUGAUCCUCUCUGCCACUGAGAACUGGCUCACAGACCUCUGGUUUCCUGCUGAAGGAGUUUAAAUUUUUUUGUUAUUCACAGUCUAGUGCUAUAAUGAUGACAUCAAAUGUGUGUUAAAUGAAGAGCAUUUUGAAUUAUAUUUGAAGAAAUAAGUGGGUAAUGAUUAAUGCCUUUGGUUACUUCUGCAAGGGCUUCCAGAUUUGAUUUCUAGAAGUUUCAGAAUAUUUAUUUCUUCCCACAUUUGAGAACUUACAAAUUUUAUUUAAGCACAAGCAAGUAUUCUGAGUGAAAAACAGACUACUGGAGGAGCUCAGUGGAUUAGGCAGCAUCCUUGGAGGAAAAGUCAACAUUUCAGCUUGAGACUACAGAAAGAUUGUCAGUAUAGUAAAAGUUGCAAAUAUUUUGCUCUAGAUAAUUCUAUUUCUAGGUUUUGAAUUGGAAGAAAUAUACCAAUACCUGACUAUAGGCAAGGAAGAGUAGAACUACGCAACAGGUUGGUUCAUUUCCAAAAUGAAGAUUUGACUAUUGCUUUGCUUGUUUUUUUGCAAUUUUCCUUGUAUUUCAGUGUUUAGGACUAAUGCAUGUUGACAAGAUUGUUUUUUAAAGAAUAUGUAUUUAACAUAGGUUCUAUAAAUUAUUACUACAAAAAGAAAUUGACCAUAUUCUCAGGAGUUAAUUGUAAAUGUAAACAUUAUUGCAUAAAGCUCUUCUGUGCAGUGUGUAAUGUUUUGUGCACUACCCAAGGAAUUAAAUCUGUAAACAUGAACAGUU